GCUGCUGCCCUCCGUCCUCUGACCGGCCGCCUCUCGCUUCCACUUUAUGGGGGAGUUGUUUUCAGGACCGCUAACAGCUCACAGAGACGAUCAUUAGAGGGAUGUGAGGACGUGUUGAGAGGGGACGGAGAGAGUGAAGCACAGAGCGGAUCUGGAAUCAGGAAAGUUGGAGCUGAGCUGCUGAGAGGAGCAGGUGGAUCCACGACUUCUCCUCUGAACGCUCGCUGCCCAGACGCUGGGAUGCAUCUCUCGCUGGACAGCAUGAGCAUGGUGGACGACAGCUGCCUCUCGCCCGGCAACUUCCACGAGCUGGGGAAAGGGGGGGGGGCCGCGGUGGGGGGCCGCGUCCACAGCAUUGAUGUCAUCCUGGGGUUCAGUAAGGAGCAGGACUCUUUGUUGAGUCCCGCCGGGGCCCCGGGGCCCCCCAAAGCCGGCAUCGAGGGCCUGGCCCAACACGGGAAGCAGCAGCAGGAGCCCCCCCCCACACCCGUCCUACAGCGGGCAGCGGGGGGGCGGCGCCCAGCAGCAGCACCGCGUGAUGAGGACUUGGGAGAGCUGAGGAAGAGCAUAGAGAGCGAUGAUGGCAAGUCCCCAGAGUCCUGCAAGGAUGAUCAGCCCAAGAAGAAACACAGACGGAACCGCACCACCUUCACCACCUACCAGCUGCACGAGCUGGAGCGUGCCUUUGAGAAGUCGCACUACCCAGACGUGUACAGCCGGGAGGAGCUCGCCAUGAAGGUCAACCUCCCCGAGGUCCGCGUCCAGGUUUGGUUUCAGAAUCGCAGAGCUAAAUGGCGUCGGCAGGAGAAAAUGGAUGCGAGCACAAUGAAGCUGCACGACUCCCCGAUGCUUUCCUUCAACCGCCCCGCCCCAGUCCACACCGGCAUGGGUCCCAUGACCAACUCUCUCCCGCUGGACCCCUGGCUGUCCUCUCCUCUGUCCAGCGCCACUCCGGUCCACAGCAUCCCGGGCUUUAUGGGCCCGUCCCAAGGCCUCCAGCCCAGCUAUCCGAGCCACGGAUUCCUCAACGCUGCUCCCCACGCCUCUCACCCCCACCCUCACCCCCACCCUCACCCCCACCCCUCCGUGGGCCAGGGGAUGCAGAGCAUGGCCCCCCCUCCCUACCAGUGUGCGGCCCAGUACACUGAUAAGUAUCCUCUGGAGGACGUGGACCAGCGCAGCUCCAGUAUCGCAGCCCUGAGAAUGAAAGCCAAGGAACACAUCCAGUCAAUGGACAAGACCUGGCAACCCAUG
Molecule: messenger RNA, 1254 nt
Organism: Menidia menidia (Atlantic silverside)
Lineage: Eukaryota; Metazoa; Chordata; Actinopteri; Atheriniformes; Atherinopsidae
Source: the annotation of a GenBank genome assembly